UUGUCUAGUACUCUGGAGGGCUGUGGUGUUAGGAGAUACAGGCUGAAAUCAGAAGUCAUGUGACGAAGCAGGGAGUCUCUGCGAUUGGCUCAGGCGGGGUAUGACAUCUGCAUGCAUCCCCUCCCUCCUCUUUCUUGCUCUCAUCUCUCUCUCUCGCUCUCGCUCUCUUUCACUCUCCAUCUCUCUCCCUCUCUCUCUCUCUUUCUCUCCUCUUUGCUUCUUUCCCCCUCGCAGCAUCCUUCAGUCAUGGUGGAGGUUAUCAUUGUGCUUGCCUUCCUGGACUAAAACUACAGCUCGGCCUCAUUCGCGCUGUCGCGCAGCCUUCUCCUACCUCUGCUAGCAGCAGCACCGGACGUGUGUGUGUGUGUGAGUGAGGGCGUGCGUGCCUGCGUACGUUUGUGUGCCUCGGUGUUUUGGGGAGGGCCAAGGUCGAUGUUCAGUGCCUGCGAGACGCAUGCCGAGCUCCAUCUCAGCAGCACCUCGUUGCUAGGGUCUUUCGUUACCCCCGGCUACUGUUUCCAGGCUCCUUGGAGAUUGAGGAAUGCAAAUCUGCAACCAUGAUGGAAGGACUGAAAAAACGAACCAGGAAGGCCUUUGGUAUCCGGAAGAAAGAAAAGGACACUGACUCCACAGGUUCUCCAGACAAAGAUGGUGGUAAAAAGGCUAAUGGGGCACCGAAUGGAUUCUAUGGAGAAAUUGACUGGGAUCGAUAUAACUCGCCUGAGGUGGACGAUGAAGGCUACAGUAUUAGACCAGAGGAUGAAGGGGAAACUGUCCCAAAAAGCAAGCACUUUUACUCAUCCAGUGAGUCUGAAGAGGAGGAGGACCACAAGAAGAAGUUCAAAAUCAAGAUUAAACCAUUGACUGCAGACAGUGGUAGCUUCACAGUCCCCUCAGUGGAUGAGCUGAAAGCCUCUAUAGGAAACAUUGCCCUGUCCCCCUCACCACUGGUUAGUGCCUUCCAUUAUGGAAAUUUAUGCAUACACACACAUAUAUUCCUCACUACUGGUGAGUGCCCUCUAUCAUACAAAUAUGUGCACAUAUACAUUCUCCUUGCUACAGGUGUUUUAAAAUGUGUACUGACUUGUCACUCUCUGACCAGGUCUCUGUUCUCUCUUCCUUUUUGCUGGUCACAGAAACGUAGCCCGGGCCAGAUCAAAAGGAAUUUAUCAAGUGAGAAGAUUGCCAGACCUAGACGCUCUGUGCGUGUGCCAGCUGCAGCCCCUGCCCCUGCGGCUGUGGCCACACUCCCUGAAGAGGGAAUCCCAGAGGAUGCUACUGCCUUGUUUGGGCCUCCCCUCGAGACAGCCUUCAAUGUAGAUCAUUCAGGAGAUGUGGCGACUAUUGCUGAGCCUGAGGUCUGGGGUGCACCCAAGCCAGGCUCACGCCCUGGCUCCCCUCCAACUAGACCCUGUCCCACAGGAACUCCACCCCCUCUCCCACCCAAGAAUGUCCCCGCCUUGCCCCCUGACAGCAGCCCUACCACGGUUACUGACGUGAGUAAAGCCGAACAGGACGAGGCGCAGAGAUCAGGCUCCAGCUCCUCAGAUUCCAUUUCAAGGGAGGCCGUCAGGAAGCCCUCCAUUGCUGACAUGGACCACAUCUUUGGCCCCGUUGAGGACCUCAGGGCUGGCGAGGAAACCACAGAGAGCAAGUGGAUCAGCUUCUGUGACGAGUCCCCCGAGAGCCUGCCCCCACCGCAGCAGCCGGCUCCUCCCCUUCCGAUUGUCCCACCCCCACAUUCACCCCCACCACAGACCCCGCCUCCUCCACUUCCUGUUGCCUUACCCAUAGACUCACCCCCACCACAGACCCCGCCUCCUCCCCUACCUAUUGUCCCAGCCCCAGAGUCACCCCCACCACAGACCCCGCCUCCUCCACUUCCUGUUGCGCCUCCCAUAGACUCACCCCCACCACAGACCCCGCCUCCUCCCCUUCCUGCUGCUCCACCCCCAGAGUCAUCCCCACCACAGACCCGCCUCCCCCCCUUCCUGUUACUCUGCCUGCAUCACAAGCCCAAGUUCCUCCCCGUCCUGUUACCUCACCCCCUUUGCAGGCCCCAUCUCCUCCCCUUUCUGGUGCCUCGCCCGUGCCACAGACCUCGGCUCCUCCUCUCCCUGAUGCUUUGCCCCGAGUUUCUCCCCCACCACAGAUCCCACCUCCUGCCCUUCCUGUGGCCUCAACUCCACCGCAGGCUCCUGCUCCUCCCCUCCCCACAAGCCCGCCCCUAGAGAACCUGUGAGGUUGCUCCCGGCACUCCACCCAUGCAGUCCCCGGAUUCCCCUUGCAGUCUCUCUUCUCCAGCAGUGAUGCUUGCCCGCACUAUCCCCCCGCCCCUCAUCCUGACCAAGGAGGACCGCAGGAGCCCAGAGGCCUCAGCUUUGGCACAGGCCGAAUCCAUGGCCUCACCAAAAGAUCUGACCCUGGGCCCUCGUGCCACACCCCCCCCUCCUCCCCCUCCCACCUACAGGGCGGUAGUGUCCUCCCCAGGGCCCUGCUCUGCACCAGCCACCAGCAGCGGAUCCUCCUCCCCAGCUCGUCCUGCAACUCCGUUGUCUGUUAGCAGCCCAACUCCACCAAUCCCUCCCCCGCGACCUCCCUCACGACCCAAAUUGCCCCCUGGGAAACCCAGUGUAGGGGAUGUGGCUCGGCCAUUCAGCCCACCCAUCAACUCCUCCAGCCCGCCGCCGUUCGCUCCUCUGGCCAGGGCAGAGAGCACUUCCUCCAUCUCCUCCACCAACUCUCUGAGCGCUGCCACAACACCCACCGUUGGUAAAGAGCUCUCCAUCUCUGUGUCAGAUGAUGAUUCUUUUAUAGACAAACUGCCCAGCUUUGAGAGGUCACCUGCAGAGCCAGCUGAGAAUGACCAGCCUUCCCUGGUUUGGUUUGACAGAGGAAAAUUUUAUUUAACCUUCGAAGGCUGCUCUCGGGGACCCAGCCCACUCACCAUGGGGGCCCAGGACUCCCUCCCGGUGGCGGCUGCCUUCACCGAAACUGUGAACGCCUACUUCAAAGGAGCCGACCCUAGCAAGUGUGUGGUGAAGAUCACAGGGGAGAUGGUCCUGUCUUUUCCUGCUGGGAUCACCAGACACUUUGCCAACAAUCCUGCUCCAGCCAUCCUAACAUUCAGCAUAACCAACUACAGUCGACUGGAGCACGUCCUACCUAACCCCCAGCUGCUGUGCUGUGACACCACACAACCCACAGCAGCCUCCAACUCGAAAGAAUUCUGGGUAAAUAUGCCAAACCUGAUGACCCAUUUAAAGAAAGUGUCAGAUCAGAAGCCUCAGGCAACAUACUACAAUGUGGACAUGUUGAAAUAUCAGGUAUCUGCACAGGGCAUCCAGGCCACACCCCUCAACUUGGCUGUCAGCUGGAAGUGUGAUCCUACCAGUACUGACCUCAGAAUAGACUAUAAGUACAAUGGGGAGGCUAUGACUACACCCACUGCCCUCAACAAUGUACAGUUCCUAGUUCCAGUCGACGGAGGGGUGUCCAAGCUCCAAGCCAUGCUUCCCACUGCCGCCUGGAAUGCGGAGCAGCAGAGAAUCCUGUGGAAGAUUCCAGAUAUUUCACACAAAUCCGAAAAUGGAGGGGUGGGGUCCCUGCUUGGCAGGUUCACUCUGACGGAGGGGCCCAGUAACCCCGCCCCCGUGGCAGUGCAGUUCACCAGUGAGGGCAGCACUCUUUCUGGCUGCGGCAUUGAGCUGGUUGGUGCUGGUUAUCGCUUCUCCCUCAUCAAGAAGAGGUUUGCUGCAGGAAAAUACUUGGCUGAAAAUUAGCCUCUUCUGAAGAACACAGUGAAAACAGUAUCAUUGGGUCAGAUGGGAACUAAACAGAUAAGACAUUUGAUACAAAAUGAGCCAACAGUUACACAAAGAUCUUUUAGCCCUUUCUAUUGAGAAAGGAAUAGAAGACGACCCAUCCAACAGUGUUAUGUAACUUGGUUUACAGAAUUGUCAACAGUAGGUGUAAAUUUGGUGUGCCUGUAAUAUGCAUUACUUUUGGAAAUGUCUUGUGUUGAGGUGAUUAGACAUCUUUUGGGGUUGGUGCUUCCUUAAAGUGUGCAUAAUUGCACACCAUUAUUCCUGCAGCUGGUGGAUGGUUGUUCCUAAAAUUAUAGAUCCAGUAGAGGAUAUCUAGCUCUUAGAAACAGAAAUAAAAAACAUGAGACCAUGAAGACUGAUAGUAUACUUCAAACCUGAAAAAACUCUUUUUGUCUUUGGAUUGAAACAAAUGUACCCAACCCCUAAAGGAUUGUCUUCAAAAAUGCUAUGCUGUCUUGCUUUGUAAUCAACAGUUACAUCUAUUAUUUUUUUUAAAGUAGAGGAAAAUUCCAAUCAUAUGGGUUAUAUAGAGGCUGCCGCUAGUGCACGUAGGUUUGAUUGAUGUGCGUGGUGAUACUACUGUGUGGAGCCUGAAAGAUGUGAUGAGAACAAGAUGAGGUCUCCAUUUGAAUGGAAUACUUCAGUAGUCUAAUUCCGUGCAAGUUUAUUCAUCCCCCCCUCCCCCCGAGUGAAUAAUAUUAUAUUUCAACAAUUCAUUGUUUUCUAGUUGCAAUAUUGGAAAAAAAUAUUUUCCCCUAAAAAAAAUGUAAAAAGUGUAAUUUAAAAUUGUUACUGUAUAUGCUAAAGGGCAUUUGGUGUUUCUGCGUAUUGUCACAUAGCGUUUUUGUUGUUUUUCCGACAACAAUCGUAGACUACAAAGUACAUUACAGCACUAUAUUUUUUAUUUAUUGAUAAUACUGAUUGUUGUAAAAAAAAGUGACUGUAUAUGACUAGAAUUUGAAUGGUACAGUUUAUCAGAAUCCCUAGAGUUAUAUUUUAAUUCUUUUUUUGUUAUGUGUAUGUUUGUAACCUCUGUACAGUGUAAUGCUAAGGUAUACUUUUAAAAUUUAUUUCUGAUAUAAUUUUUUUAUUCUGUGGAGCUAUAUAUGGUGUGAGUGAUGGGUGAGAAUCCUGGAUGCAUUGUCCUUGAAAUAGCAAAGUUGUAUCAAUGGUACUAACAUGGAUUUGUCAGCUUUUAACAUUGUAACUUCGAUGUGACCUCAAUGUGUUGUGUUCUAGAAUUCUCAACAGCAUAUUGUUUGACAUCUCCAGCAUGAGUCAGAAUAAAGCAAAUGCUUGAAUCCAUGUCUUUUAUUUUUGCAUAGAGUAAGUCUCUGUGAGAUGGGGAAAAGGAAUAGUACUGAAGAGAUUGCCAAAUUGAUUUAAGUUCUGUGUUAAUUCCAGACAAAGUAUUGUGUUAACGCAAUUCUUUUUUGUUUGUUUGUUUGUUUGUUUGGCAUUGAAAAUGAAAGACAUUGAUUUACAUACUCUGUACAUUUUGAGAUUAUACAAAAAAUAACAAAUUAUAUUAGCAAGAAUGGUAUAUCUUAAUUGUUUGAUAUUUAAGUGUCUCAAGUGUUUAGCUUUUUUGUUCCUACAUACUUUUUGGGCUGGAUGCAAUCAUCAUUUGUCCUUGAAUUUAACUGACAACUAAUGAUGUUUGUGACAAAUAAAUGGCUGACCUUACCAAAUUGUGUUUGCAAAUAAACAGAAAAAACAUUCUGGAUCAAAUGCAGCAUGCUUAGCUGGAAUUUAGACUUCAGAUUUAAACCCCUAGACCACAUAACUACAUUACAGCUGGAAGAGCUAUCCAAAUCUUUGAAAUAAGGAUUAGCUGUUCCAGUUGUAAUGCAGCUUUAUGGUCGAGGGGUUUAAAACUGAGGUUUAAACGUCAGUUAAGUUCAGUUCAGUUAAACUGCAGUUGACCCUCAAAGUUUAGAACAAAUGUUGUUCUGAAUCUAUCCAGGUCCAUAUGUUGUUUUUCUUUCAAAAUGAGCUGUAUGCACAAAUAUGGAAAAUAAUGUUUUAAGGAAAAAUGCAAUCACAAAAAUAUACAACCAUGCAAAAAUGGCCUAUUACUUGUCAAGAAAACAAAUAAUGGUUUUCCCCUCAAGGAACUUUUGGAGUUAUGUCAUUUUGUUUUCUCUUUGUAAUGCAAGAAAAAUUAUUAAAAUGACAAAAUGCCCAGUAUAUAUUAAUUUCACAAUGCAUCUGAUGUUUCUGUAAUUGACUGUUUAUCAGUUACAUAUCUUCAGAAAUUAUGAGGUUGUCUUGAGAUGUAAAAUAUUUAUUUUUCUAAUGCCGUAUGAUCUGCACUGAGAAGCCUGGUUCUGGUUUCAUGUGCUGCUGAGCUUGUUCACUGUGAACAAAUGUCAGCCUAUCGACACAAAAUGGCAUGAGACAGGUUGCUUCUUGCAGAUUUAAAGGUUUAUUCACUGACAACAUUUACAUACUGGGGAGUAUCCCCCCAGACCCCCCCUAGAACAUUGAGAAAUUGAGAAAAACUGGACCUUAAAGGUCAGCUUUGACACAAAACUGUCACUUUUGAAGUCUGUUGGUUAGCUGUAUUAUCAACCUGGUCUCAUGCCCUUUGCUUUGAUAGGUUGAGGUCUGAUCAUGUUGAUGUGAAUCAACAGGACCAGGUUGAACUGAGAUAUAUGAACUGGAAAUAGGAGUUGUGGUCAAAUAUGCAUCUAAAUCAUUAAAAAAUAAAUAUCUACAUCGAUUACAAGAUUAUAUACAUAACUUAACGUGGAACACACUUGCUUAGUUGGCUUGCAUAAAAUUAUUUUUCUUGAACAAUCUUAUUUGAUUGUUUCCAUGACAAGUUUUUUCUUCAUUCUUCUCAGCUGUAUGGCACAAAGUCUUUGCCACAAUCUGUUAUCUGAACAGUAUCAGUUGAAACAAUUUAGAAAAGGCAAAAAGAAGCAUUCAGCAUCCAGAUACUGUACGUUUCAGUGUUAAGUUUUGAUUCUCUUAGAAAAUAAAAGCUUUCCUUUUAGGCCAAAGAUGGGCUAUACUGGACAUUGAGCAUUCUGUACAUGUAACAUUGACAGCCUUUACCUCACAUCUCAAACAGCUUCUCAAUUGUUAACAGGAUUUUUUUUUUGUUUUGUUUUAGUUUACAUUUUAACACAUAAUGUGGGAUUUAAUUUUGUUCAGGAGGUUUUGGAAAUAUUUCCCUUUAGUGAAUGCGACACUUUAUUUUGUUUGACCUGUUGCUCAUCAAGUUUUAAGUCCAAACUUUAUUUACCACUUAAUACACAGGUAUUCUUUGUCACAAUCUCUCAUCUAAAAUAGUAAUUGAAUAAAAAUAGAGAUACAAUCAACAUGGGGGUAUACAAAACUUAUAAUGAAAUGAAUUAAAGGACAAAUAAAAGUGCAAUCAGAUAAAGGCACACAUUUGGAUAAAUCAGUUUCUGAACCUGGGUUUUAAGGCUCUGAUAACAUCUCCCAAACAAAAGGGGUGAAAAUGUCUUAAACCUGGGUGCCUGUAGUCUUGGACUUUUUUUGCUUUAUUAUUCAGUAAACAUAAAUCUGUACUACCUGAAAUAGUGCAUCAUUUCCUAAAUUUUAUAGAUGUAAAGUUGGCCUCGAUGUGUUGUCUUUCUGUACCAAACAAACAGAUGUAUAUGUGUAGACAUGGUUUUAGUGUUGUGAUUUGCACCUUCCCCAUAAUUAUUGGUUUAAUGAGAAAAUAUACUUUUAAAUAUAUUAUUUUGAAUCUGAUAGUUUUAAAGGCUAGAAAUUCUUCUUAUAUCUGCAAGACUUCAGCUGCCCUUGAAAUGGUCUGUUUGUUGUAAUAGCCCAUCUGGUAACUCGUGUCUUCUUUGCUUAGUUUUAAAGCCUUACUGGUAAGUGACAAUUUUGUAAAUUACGCAAAUUAGAGUAAUUGUUCAAGAUUUGCACCACUUCUGUAAUUUGGCUGCUGUUUAAGAAUGUGUGAAGGAUCUAAAGAGGUAUUCUCUGGAUGAAAAUGUUUUGCCUUAUGGUUUACUCUGUGGUACCAUUAUCAUGUACAGUCAUCAUACCCUCUCUGUAAAUAUAUUUGUUGCCUUCCUUUUUAUAUAAAUGUUAUAUUUAGUUGUGUCUUCAUCAUAUCCAUUGCACAACAUACUGAAUAUGCAAUCAUUUAAUGUAAAAGUACCAUGAAAAAAAAUUCUAAUGACAUCUAAAAUAUAUGAACUUAUAUACUUCGUAUAUAAGACUGACUAUGAUGUAAUACCUGUUUAAAAUGUCCAUUCAUGUAAGUUUUCUUGGAAAUAAAGUGAGGAAAAGCAA
Messenger RNA from Anguilla rostrata (American eel), 8108 nucleotides. Its product is annotated as SH3-containing GRB2-like protein 3-interacting protein 1. Gene Ontology annotation, cellular component: actin filament; cytoplasm; plasma membrane. NCBI's taxonomy places the organism in Eukaryota, Metazoa, Chordata, Actinopteri, Anguilliformes, Anguillidae. Gene Ontology annotation, biological process: actin filament polymerization. The record is from RefSeq and is a predicted model, not a curated record. Gene Ontology annotation, molecular function: actin filament binding.